AUGUCGUUCGCCGGCGUAUCCGUAGUUUCUGCCGGCAGCAUGCCGCAGGGGUCGGCCAUGAUCUACUCCGGCUCCAGCGCAGCCAGCAGAGACAGUUGGUAUCACCUCCUUGUGGUGGAAGGUUACUCCCGCUUCAAAGACACGCCCACCGGAGUGCUCAUCAAGGGCUGCUCUUUCCAAGCUGGAGGCCAUCGAUGGGCUAUGAAACUCUACCCCAAUGGCUGUGUCCCAGAUGAUGCCGGUUUCGUGUCCGUUUAUCUUUUCCUUGACCAGGCGGAUGUUGCACGGCAUGUGAUGCUGCACCUCCAGUUUAGUUUGAUUGAUGAGGCUGACAAGCAAGAGCACGCACGCAUCCGCGCAAUCAAACCAUGUGCCUUCUCCGGCACUGGCCCUACUCGCAUUUGGGGUCGUCGUCGUUUCAUAAAAUGGGAGGACCUUGAGAAGUCAGGGCAUCUCAAGGAUGAUUGUUUCACCAUCCGGUGUGAUUCCAUCACCGCUGAAGCUGCUGAUGCUCCCUUGAUCGAGGUGCCGUCAUCUAACAUAAGCGAGCAUCUGAGCCAUCUCUUAAUGACCAAGGUGGGUGCCGAUGUGAUGUUCGAGGUCGGCCCUGAGACGUUUGUUGCGCACCGUUGUGUGCUCGCGUCCCGUUCCCCUGUCUUUAUGGCUCAACUCUUUGGCCCCAUGAAGGAGGGGACCAUGGCUAGUGCCGUACAGAUACAAGACAUGGAACAGAACGUGUUCAAGGCCUUGCUCAGUUUUGUCUACACCGACUUGAUGCCCGAGAUGGAGGCGGAAGGAGCCGAUGUGGUUACGUGGCUGCGACACUUGCUUGCCGCGGCCGAUAGGUUUGAUCUCCAGCGGCUCAAGUCCAUGUGUGAAGAGAGGCUGUCGAAGCACAUAGAUUUGAGCUCGGUGACGGCCACCCUUGGUCUGGCAGCGCAGCACCAUUGCCAUGGACUCAAGGAGGCCUGCCUAGAGUUUCUCAAAGUCCAAUCCCCUGAAGACUUGCGAGGAGUCAUGGCGACCAGCGACUGGGAGCACAUAGCUGCAACCGAUCACUCCGUUCUGAAUGAGCUCAUCGCCAAGCUUGCUUCCAAAGUUUAG
Messenger RNA from Triticum turgidum subsp. durum (durum wheat), 1104 nucleotides. NCBI's taxonomy places the organism in Eukaryota, Viridiplantae, Streptophyta, Magnoliopsida, Poales, Poaceae. The record is from the annotation of a GenBank genome assembly.